CAUGGCGGCGACGGUCGAUCGUGAUCGAGCCCAAAACGCGAGAUAUGUUUUCUUGAGAAAAGGUCAUGUCAAAUCGAGAAGCCAAUCUAGAUAACCGUGAGCUUCAGGACAUUUAAUUGUCGACGAAGGAUCAUCUGUCCCCCCCCCAACCCCAACCCCAACCCCGCCACAGCCUUUCCUCCCACUCCUCAUGCAUAUCCCAGGCGCUCCCUCUGGCUGGACGUCCAAGGAUCCAAACGGCGACCAGGUUGGCAACAACCAUGUCAAGGGUCGCGUUAUCAAGUUCCACCCUGAUGCGAUCCCAGCGAUCCAAGCCUCUCGGGCCCCUCAGUCUACCACCUCAUCCUUCCACAUUAAUACCGGAAAAGGCCGCACAGAGCAUGUUGCUCGACCACGCAACGCUUUCAUCUUGUUUCGUUGUGACUUCGUACAAGAGCACACAAAGGACGGGUGCAGGCCCCGGCGUGUCGCUGGCGUCCCAGGUAAAACAGUGUCGAAGCGCGCGGGCGAAGCAUGGCAUCUGUUGAGCAAGGAGCAGCGGGAUCACUACCACGACUUGGCAGAGCAGGAGAAGCUCGAGCACGCUCAACGGUAUCCCAACUAUCGUUUUCAGCCACUGAGGCGCUCGUCUGUAGAGAGGUCAAGGCGAUCUGCCGCGCGUCUGCUCUCAGGACCCCGAAUCUCCAUCCGUCGCACUGCCAAGUCCCGGCAUUCUGUGUCGAAAAAUCGCUCAUUGGUUGCGCAGACUCGGUCACCCUCCCCGUCGGCUUCGCCGCCGGAUUCUCCGGUUUCGCAGCCAGCUCCAGCAGUCCCGAGUCUAGAAGGGAGCUCCGAAGCGGGAGAUGAGCUUAAUGCCAUCACCAGGGGCUUACACCGAAGGUCCUUCUCCGUCCCGGUGCUUUCGUCUCACUACCUUCCUUCCGGUGAUGACGCUAUGUCCGAGUCGGUCCCCAGGAACGAAGUCAGACGCACAAGGUCGAUGGGUGAGGGCGGAUCUUCCCUUCCAAACUACCCCAUGCAGUUUAUCUCUGGACCAAGCGAAGCUCAGUAUUCGAUCUCUUCCUCACAAGAAUUCUACGCUCCGAAUACGUUCGCCAACGGAAACGCGUUCAAUUACCCCGACCGCUCGGCCGCUUUCGAUGAUAUACCCAACUACCACACGUCCCCUCUGAGCGCAGUCGCUUCAUCCCUAGCCGGAUGGAACGGCGAACCUCUGACAUCGAGGGUGCCGACACCUGCGUCGUCGCCGGACUCCACUUGGUCCUCAUUGCCCGGGUACAGCACCCAGUCUAAUCCCGACGAAUAUUAUCAAUUCGGGUACCCCAGACAACCAGUGCCACCCCACGACUACGUCUCUUGGGGCGUGCAACCCAGCUAUGCCCCAGAGUCUCGCGGUGUGGUGCCUGGCGCGUAUCUGAACCAUGAGCCCUCGGUUGCGGGUGCGUUGCAUCAGUAUGAUAUCGGGCUCUCUGAGCGGAUUGUGGGACGAACACCAGACGGAGGUUUGAUGCCAUUCGAGCCGCGGUCGAUGGAUGGUUAUAAUCCAGCUACCUAUAAGGCAUUUUGAUUUUGCAUUUUUUCGACUCGUCAUUCAUCCAAGGCGACGUUGACUCUAUUUAGUAAUUGUAGCAUAUUAUUCGCACCCCC
Guyanagaster necrorhizus is the source of this 1647-nucleotide messenger RNA. RefSeq lists its product as uncharacterized. Gene Ontology annotation, cellular component: nucleus. NCBI's taxonomy places the organism in Eukaryota, Fungi, Basidiomycota, Agaricomycetes, Agaricales, Physalacriaceae. The transcript is spliced from 2 exons. Gene Ontology annotation, biological process: cell differentiation; positive regulation of transcription by RNA polymerase II. The record is from RefSeq and is a predicted model, not a curated record. Gene Ontology annotation, molecular function: RNA polymerase II cis-regulatory region sequence-specific DNA binding; DNA-binding transcription activator activity, RNA polymerase II-specific. The coding region runs from base 191 to 1567 and encodes 458 amino acids.